AUGCAUUCUACUCUAGCAUUAACUGGGGUUUGCUUGUCUGCGGCUCUGGCCGUUGCAUCGCCUGUGGACUAUUCUUCCAACAAUACCUCAAAUGGAACUGCAAUUCCUAAUUUCAGCCUCCCUCCUCAGAACCUUACUUCCUACGCCAACAACUCGCUCUUCACACAAUGGCGAACCAAGGCUAGAUUUAGACCAUCCUCGAACCAUAUUGGAGACCCAACAGCCUUCUGGCAAGAUGAGCAAGGAGUCUUCCAUGUCUCUGGGCUUUACUCGUACCUAAGAGGUCCAAACAUCUCCAUCACUUCAAGCAUUGGUGGUGCUUUGACUUCCGACUUCCUCAGCUAUGUGGACUUCCAUAACCACACUAAUACGACGAGCCUGUUUCAAGCUGGUGUCUCUAUCGGACCAGGAAAUAAGAAUGAUCCUCUAGCUGUCUUCGAUGGGUCUGUAAUUCCAAAGGGAUACAAAAAUUGUCCAACAUUGAUCUAUACGGGCGUCCACUACCUUCCUAUUAGCUGGAGUAAACCCUACAUAAAAGGCUCGGAGGUUCAGGCGUUAGCAUACUCAGAAGACAAUGGUGCUACAUGGAUCAAGCCAGACAUCGAUGCAGUCAUCCCUAGUCCACCCAAGGGAUUUAACGUGACAGGCUUCCGUGAUCCUUGGGUGUUCCAAAGUCCCCAAUUCAGCAAGCUACUCAACGACACCCCCGAGACUUGGUAUCUCUCUGUCAGCAGUGGUAUCAGACAAGUUGGACCUCGUCUGCUCUUGUACAGACAGAACGCAUCAGACUUCACAAGCUGGGAGUUCCUUGGCCCAUCUGUCUCUACCCCUGUCAACACUACCUUCAGCGCUGGCAACUUCUCUGGUAACGACGGAUCCAACUACGAGACCUCGAACACCUUGUUCCUCGAUGAAGAAGGAGAGAACCUGGACCAUGGUGUCAACUUUGUUACCAUGGGAGCCGAAUCAGGCAGAAAGACACACAGCUUCCACUACUCCUUGUGGAAGAUGGGCGAAUUUGUUCGCAACCCUCUGAACGAGAGUGUUAUCCUUCAGGAUCACGCAACUGGUGUUCUCGACUGGGGUCUUGGAUAUGCAUGCACGACUAUGCCUGACUACAAGACUAACCGUCGUCUUGGGUUCUGCUGGAGUAAUGAUGACUUCAACGCAAGCAUCUCGGAGCAAGUUGGUUACAGAAUUGGAUCUGGUGGUGUGUACUCUAUUCCUCGUGAGCUUUACUACAAGCAGAUCCCGGGUGUCGUUGCCGAUGAUCUCGCAGCUGAGAAUGGUUACUGGUCUGUCGCCACUGGCCACUUGAACACUACCCUGGCGAAGGAUGGUGUGGCCAUGGCUAAGAACAACGGCAAUGAUACCGUGACUCUCGCUACUUUGGGCUGCAAACCUGCCCGUGAGAUCCUUGCCUUCAGAAAGCAUGCCAACCACACCUGGACCGAGCCCGACUUUAACGUCGAUGUCACUUCGAUCAAAUCGAACUGCAGCAACGUCGAGUUUACUCAGAAGAAGGGUGUGACCCAAGCCUUCAUCCCCUUCAAGCAAAGUCCUCACAGCCGUCGAUGGGAACUCCAAGCCACCGUUGACAUCCCCUCGUCCUCUCUCCGCAACGAAGAUUACGAAGACUUUGCCGCAGGCUUCACCAUCUUGCAUUCUAGCGCCUCAGCACCUGCCAACUACUCCGUCGAUGAUGCUGCAAUGCUGUAUCGCCCCUCUAACGAGACCUUCAUGAUCACUCGCGAUGUUGCUCUCGGCAGUGAUAACGUCAACACCGACCCCGAGAUGGGCAAAUUGCGUCUGUGGAACAUUUCAUCGACGGAUGCCCAAGGCAACCAAACCUACUCUAUCCAAUCCCUGAACAUCCGCGCCUUUAUGGAUGGCAGUUUCUUCGAGGUGUAUGUUAAUGACGUACUUACCAUCUCCACACACAUCUAUUACUGGUACCCAGACUCCACUCGCAUGGGCUUCUACCUCCAGUUCCCCGAUACGCUCAAGAACUCUACCCUUGACACUGCAGUCUCGUUCUCGAAUGUCACUGUUUGGGAGGGCGUGCCUAACGUAUUCCCUAAGCGUCCUACCAACCCUAAGGAGUUGAUUGACAACGGUGUUGGCUUUGUGCAGCCACCUAAUAACCCUAAUGUACCGCUUACUUAUGAUGGCGUUGGUGCUCCUCCUUUGCCUCCACCUGAGAACUUGCCUUAUGGCAUUGAUCUUAGUACUGUGGAAUGA
Aureobasidium melanogenum CBS 110374 is the source of this 2241-nucleotide messenger RNA. Its product is annotated as Arabinanase/levansucrase/invertase. Gene Ontology annotation, molecular function: sucrose alpha-glucosidase activity. The transcript is spliced from 2 exons. The coding region runs from base 1 to 2241 and encodes 746 amino acids. The record is from RefSeq and is a predicted model, not a curated record. NCBI's taxonomy places the organism in Eukaryota, Fungi, Ascomycota, Dothideomycetes, Dothideales, Saccotheciaceae. Gene Ontology annotation, biological process: sucrose catabolic process.